Messenger RNA from Durusdinium trenchii, 1738 nucleotides. The record is from the annotation of a GenBank genome assembly. NCBI's taxonomy places the organism in Eukaryota, Dinophyceae, Suessiales, Symbiodiniaceae.
ACUGUAUCCAGCAAUCAUUGUCAUCCACGGCUACUGAAAUGGGAAAAAGAAAAGAAGUACAUGCGACUAGCCUUGGCGCAAGAAGGGUGCCUGAGUCACCACAGGGUACCAGCAACAGACGGGAAUAUGUUGCAAAGUACUCCCAUGUACUCCCACAUGACCCUUCCUCACGCUAGGUUGCAGUUGACUUGUCCAUACCCAUGUAACAAUGUACGCCCAUGUGGGGACGGUGAAAUAGAAUCGAGAUAGGGAGCGAUAGAGGAUCAAGAUGGUGAAGGACAGCUGUUGAGUUGAAUCUUGUCGAUCAAUUUCAGUGUAGUGUAGCCCGCAGAUGCCAAUCACAAAGGGCACUAUGGCUCGAGCUUGUAGGGCGCCAUAAAGCCUGGUGGUGAUGGCUGUGUGCUUCCAAUAUUUCCAAGUGCUUGGCAGGAUUUUCAGUGAGAGCUGCUUUCUUUGGUUCUCCUCGGGGCCAUGGCUUAAAAGAAGAGUUGUAGAAGUUCGAAGCUCAGAGCUGCCAGAGCUCCUAAAAGGAGGCACUGACAGCGUUGAGAGAACUCCUAAGCUGAAGGGCUACUGGGGCAUUUGGAAGGAGGCUGAGGGUUUUGUUCUUCACCUGAAGUUGGGCAGACAGGAGAUCAAUGGCCUUUUCCAAAGUCGCGAGGAGGCUGAGGCCUACCAAGCCUCUAUGCUCAAGAAGCAUUUAGAUUGGCCUAGAGCUCCUCUUACUGAAAAGGUGGAGCGCAGCGAGCUUUUUGAUCACGCUGAGGAAUUUGAGGAAAUGAAAGAAUAUGUGUUUCGGGAUACAGCUCCUGGGCCAAGUAUUUUGAGGCCUGGUUUUCUACAGCCAGAUCAGCUGGAACAGUUUGAUGAAGAGGGUUUUCUUCUUCGGCUUCCAGUCUUAAACGAAGAAGAGCUGCCUCCAGUUAAAGAGGCCUUUGAGCGUCUCCUAGCAAAUCGAGUUGACAAGAUCACCUGUGAAACACUACGCUUUCGUGCAGCACAUACCAUGCCCCGACCUUUACACCAAGAGCUGGUUUUCCUACUCAUGGAAAAUGAAAAUAUCCUUCAUGUUGUCGAGGACAUUUUGGGCCCACGCUAUGUUUGUUGGAGCGCUCACCUUUUCUGCAAGCUUCCUGGUGAUCCUACGGUGCAACCCUUUCACCAGGAUGCUGGUUUUUGGCCCCUAUCACAGUCACGGGCCCUCACAGUUUGGGUGGCUCUCGAUGAUGUGGAUGAAGGCAACGCGGGUCUCGUGUACAUUCGGGGCAGCCAUCGCUGUGGACGACUGGGUUGGCGACGCACAGCUGCAUCCCACUUUCUCCUCCCUCAGGAGAUUCCAGAUGCCGAUUGCAUUGGAGAGCCCGUGGUUGCCACCCUCCGAGCAGGGGAAGCUUCAGUCCACAGUGAUCUCACCAUGCACCACUCCCCGGCCAAUAGCAGCUCGAGGCGCCGUGCCGGGAUUGCGUUGCGCUUCGUGCAGGCAGAUGCACGCUGUUUGGGGCCUAUGCUCAAUGGCUAUGAAAUGAAUAACGGAUGCAUCCUUCCAAGAGGGCGCCCGCUUAGUGGUGCCGAACAUUGGAAAGCUGCCAGACGGAAGCGCCCAAAGCCAGGUGCAGCUCCAUGAGUGGGGAAGUGAAGCAGUAAAAUCGUGAGUUUGGGCUUCAGUCUUUGUAUGUCUUUAAUCCUAAUCCUCGAUGGAGUUUACAUGCUGGUGCUCUUGGGGCUGCAUUGUGACGGA